UAUUUCGAAGUUCAUAAAAUGUCGUCUCCGCGAGCCGAAACUAAGGAAGAAACUGUGGAAUUAGGUGUGGAAGAACUGAAUAGUGAGGAGGUGGAAACAUUCCAUUUGUUGGAGUCUUUUGGAUUGUCGAUAGAUACGAUUAAUACGUUCAUACAGCAACAAUACAACCUUGAAUCUCUAAAACUUGUAGAGCGCAAAGAGUUAGAAGAACUCAUUCCAGCUCCGUUGUCUGAUAGGACCAAAUGCAUUGCCGGGUUGAACAGAUGGCGUAAAAAUCAGGGACUUCUUCCAGUGACAGAUUGUGAUUGCAGAAAACAGUCUCCAGCGCAGGUACUGUCAUCGGUUGCAGAGACAAUAACGCGGGACAAGUGCACGGCAGCAUAUUUGUUAAAUUCAUCCGGAAAGGGUAAGGCCAUAAUCCAAAGGUACCAGGAGUCAACGUUCCUCACGAGGAGCGACAAGCGGAUUAUAACUCACCUAGUUGUUGACGAAUUUAUUGAUCGUUUCGGUAAACUCACACCAUCGGAACUCCUGAUAAGAUCAAAAGACCUGCAUGAGUUAUUCCCCAACGAGCCACAGGAUUCAUGGUAUCAACCAGCCAAUGUCACUGACAGCUCGGGAAAGAAAGUGAAGUCACUUUUUGACUGA
Molecule: messenger RNA, 648 nt
Organism: Armigeres subalbatus
Lineage: Eukaryota; Metazoa; Arthropoda; Insecta; Diptera; Culicidae
Exons: 4
Coding region: 19-648 (209 amino acids)
Source: RefSeq, a predicted model, not a curated record